GAGACGCCUGUUCCCCAAGGCCCCAGCGGCAGGGCCCCGACCCAGGGACCCCUCGCGCCCCUCGCCAGGUUCCUGUCGGGAGCUGCAGGCCAGCAUCUGCCCAGCGCCGAAGCUGCCGCCUGCGUCCCCCGCCCCCGGCGCGCCGCCGCCGCUGCCCACCUUCGCUGACGCGCGGCGGCUCCUGCUGCGGCUGCGGCUGCCGUCGCCGGGCUAUAAAAAGCCGCUCCGCUGCCGCAACCCAGCCGGGCGCUUCGCUUGGGCUGGCCACGGACCUCGACGCGCGUCUUCCCCCGGGGGGAUUCUCCGUGCCCGGCUGCAAGGCAAGGCAAGGCAAGGCAAAGCAAACUUGGCCACCAGCAGGGGAGCAGCAACAGGCGCCCCGGAGGAACCCUGCACCGUCCCUUCAGGCGCAGAGCAAGGGCCAGCCAAGCCCCGACGGGCGCGGCCACCUCUGUGCCAUUCCCGCCGCCCCGUCUGGCCAGCGCAAGUUGCCGAUUCGACUGCCCGGGCAGCCCCUCGCCGGCCUCCAUGCCGCUGCUGCCGCCCCCCAGGUUUCCGUGAAGGCGAUGGAGGCGAGCCCAGCGGCUCCCAACGGCUCCGCGAACGCCUCCGCCGCCGACGGCAACCAGUUCGUGCAGCCGGCGUGGCAGGUCGCGCUGUGGGCCGUGGCGUACGCCCUCAUUGUGCUGGUCUCGGUGGUGGGCAACCUGGUGGUGAUGUGGAUCAUACUGGCCCACAAGCGGAUGCGCACCGUCACCAACUAUUUCCUGGUCAACCUGGCCUUCGCCGAAGCCUCCAUGGCCGCCUUCAACACCCUCGUCAACUUCACCUACGCCGUCCACAACGUGUGGUACUACGGCCUCUUCUACUGCCGCUUCCAGAACUUCUUCCCCGUGGCCGCCGUCUUCGCCAGCAUCUACUCCAUGACGGCCAUCGCCGUGGACAGAUACAUGGCCAUUAUCCGUCCCCUGCAACCAAGGCUAUCAGCCACAGCCACCAAAAUUGUCAUCUGUGUCAUAUGGCUAUUUGCUUUAUUGCUGUCAUUCCCACAAGGUUACUAUGCGACAACAGCACAUCUCCCUGGCCGAGUGAUAUGUCUAGUGGAAUGGCCAGAAAACACAACCCAGACCUAUGAAAUAACGUACCACUUUUGUGUGACGGUGCUCAGCUACGUUUUGCCACUCCUAGUGAUAGGCUAUGCCUAUACUGUUGUUGGGAUAACGCUGUGGGCUAGCGAGAUACCGGGGGACUCUUCAGACCACUAUCAUGAACAGAUGUCUGCCAAGCGCAAGGUCGUCAAGAUGAUGAUCAUUGUGGUGUGCACCUUUGCAGUCUGCUGGCUGCCGUUCCAUGUCUACUUUCUCCUGCAGCAUUUUAAUGCAGACUUGUACCAGGAAAAGUACAUCCAGCAGAUCUACUUAGCUAUCUUGUGGCUGGCCAUGAGCUCCACCAUGUACAACCCAAUUAUUUACUGCUGCCUCAAUGACAGGUUCCGGAUUGGCUUCAAGCACGCUUUCCGGUGGUGCCCUUUUAUUAGAGCCAGUGAAUAUGAAGGGCUGGAAAUGAAAUCAGCCAGGUACCUCCAGACCCAGAGCAGCAUGUACAAGGUUAGCCGGGUAGAAACAACAGUCUCUUCCAUUGUUGGCAACCCAGAGGAGGAACCUGAUGACAGCAGCAAAACAAAGCGCCUCUCUGUGGAUCUGACCUCCAACGGUUCUUCCCGCAGUGACUCUAAAACAGUGUCGGAGAGUUUGAGCUUCUAUUCCAACACACUUCCCUAAGCAACUUGUCUGUCCAGGCAAUGUGUCGCAGUCAAAAGUGUGACUCAGGUUCCAGUCUCUCUAACGAAGGAGCUGUUCUUCAUGUGCACCAAGUCACAGCUGUCUUCUAUGAGUGGACGUUUUCCUUCUUUUCUGGUCUCUGCUGUGAUGUCCAGUUGGACCCAUUCAGAUAAUCUUCAUACAAAAAUGAAUUUUCGUUUUGGGUCCUGCAUUACACAUUGUGAUAGGUUCAUUAGUGCGAGACCCUCUCACAUUCUCAGUCUAUGCUGGCUGAGAGCCAAGUAUCAUCAGCAUGGCUUUAUUUUUCCAUCCCCAGAUCUCACCUUCUCUUUCCAUAGCAUGCUUAGGUUUUGUUACUAUCCCUCACCGGCUGCCUUAUGUGUUGCUGCUACUGCAGAAGGAGCAGAUGGGACUGAAAAGUUUCUUAGAGUAAAAAUGAGGAGUGAAAAGAGUGUUUAGAGUACAUAUAGUGUUGUGGAAAAGCUGAAUUAAAAAAACACACCCAAGCUUUAAUAACACAAGAGCCCUGCUGGAUCAGGCCAAAGGACUGUUUAAAUCCAGCAUCCUAUUCUCACAGUGGCCAAGCAGAUCCCUAUGGAAAGACCACAAGCAGGUCAUGAUUGGAAUAGCAUUGCCCCCACUGUCUUAGAAAGCUAAAGUCCAGCCAGUACCUGAGAUUCAGAAGGCAAAAUCCAAAUUAGGGAUUUCCAUAUACAAAUACGCAGAGCUUGGAAAAGUUACUUUUUUGAACUACAACUCCCAUCAACCCAAUCCAGUGGCCGUGCUGGCUGGGGCUGAUGGGAGUUGUAGUUCAAAAAAGUAACUUUUCCAAGCUCUGCGUAUGAAGAUUUUAAUUUUCCAUUUUUGCUCCAAAGGCAUAUUGUUCCAAACUGCCUUCCGCCCACUUUGGGUGUCCGACGUACUGCAAGAUCACAUCUCUUCCAUUUCAUUUAUGUUGGAUUAGGAAGAGACCCUCAGUGGCUCAUAUUAGUUUGUGCCUGCACCAGGGGUGGCCAACGUCAAGCCUGGAGAGCAUCUCCAGAAGCAAUCUCUCUCCCCCCCACCCCGGCUGUACUGAUUUUGGUGGUGGCAAAAAGGAAACAAAUGCUGGAGUGGGUGGAAAGGGUUAAACCUCUCUGACCAGCUCAGUGCCCCGAUGAGGAUGCAGAUAAUCUCCUCCCUAGUCAUCAGAGGGUGUUGUAUGGUCUGCGUGUACAUGGAUGUGGGCCCUGGAUGAUAGGCUGAGGGUGAAGUUAGUCCUUGGGCUGAAAAGGGUUAGCCACCCUUGGUCUGCACUACUGAGAUAAGCCCAAUUCCUUUUGAAGAUCCCAAAUGGUGUACUGAAGCCAGACAAUGAGUUACCACGUUCAGGGCGUUAGCAGAAGGACUGGAAUAAAGCAGACAGAAUCCAGAGAGAAAAAGAAUUUGAUAACACUCUACUGAGAUAAAAUGAACAAAACCAGUAUAUAAUAGGAGAAAUAAAGAGCGAGGUCUGACUUUCUUGGGUCAGGCCUACACAAACUCCUUCAGACCCACUUUCUCUCCAAUUUCUCCAGCUGUCAGAUCUCAGCAGUCUUUCUUGCUGACAGCUAACUCCCAACGGACUAGGACCUCCAGCCAAUUGAAGUCUGCUGUCAGCUAGACCAGUAACAGAAUCAACCCCUUAAGACAUUGACUAAAUGGUGCCUACUGUUAUACUUCCAGCAUAGAGUGUAUAUGCAUAUGCAGUAGGUGAGUGGAUAGGGACCCUAACCAGAUCAUGAACAAACAUACUGAUCUUUUACCCCACUAGUUUGUACAUAGAGAAAACUAACUUGGUGGAGAGAGAAAAAAUCAGCCUUUUUAAUAAUAUGGUACUUUUUUAUGUGUAGGGAAGACCCUUCCCCACCCCCACACAAUGGGGAGAAAUUAAAACAUGCACCCACAAUCCGCACACCCCUGUUACAUCCAUUGGGAUCUUACAGGAAAAGCUUUCUCUCUUACUCCUGCUGAUUGUCUAAACUGGCCCUGAUGUUCCUGUGUCUUCCAUGGAGUUCUGCUGUUUACAUGGCUGAUAAAGCAGAGACUGCUUAGGUGGAGAACAUCUCUCCUAUGAACCCUGGCUUCAGCACCUAUAUAGACAUCAUUAAGAAAUGCCCCACCCCCCUUUUUUUGCAGCAAACAUCACGAGUGAUGAGUAGCAAUUGGCAAAGGACCGAACUGAAUACUGUACGCAGUUGGAAUGCAGACCCAGCACUGUGCUCAUAUAGCAGAGAUGAAUGGCUGCUGUCUGUAAUAAGAUUAAACCAAGCAGGAUCUGGGGAAAGCAGCAUUGUAAGUAAAAAUGGGAUGAGAUAAUUUAACAGGGUAGAAUAUAUUGUGUUGGCUAACCCAAAGAGUGUGGAUGGAAAUGUAGGAGGGACUUCUUCUUCUUUUCCGUUUUUUGGUAGCAAGAACAAUACAUCCCUGAUGAAGCACAGGAAAUCCAGCACACUCAGCCAGCAACCUCUUCGGGGGAUAGCAAAGGUGGUGAAGAUACUGGAAGUUUCUGUAAUGACCAUGAGGCUGCACUGCAUGCAUGCUAGAAGGGAGGAGGAAAAGGCAACAGAUAUCACCACUAUUAUGCAGAUCCCUUCACAGAUGAAACGGACCAUCUCUUUAGGUCAGCCUUCCCCAUCCUAGAACUCUCCAGAGGUUUGGACUAUGGCUGGGGCUGAUGAGCAUUCUAGUCCAAAAUAUCUGGAGGUCAUCAGGUUGAAGAAGGGUGCCUUGGGUAAUGUGAGAAAACUCCCUUAAACUGCCACCUAAUCCUAAACAUUUGUGUGUGCAUAUCUAGUAUCAUAGUAUCCCUUUGUCAACUGGGCAACAAGAGAGUCCUGAACAGAUUGGAAAGGGAGGAACAUCGCAAGGGUUUUUUAAAGUUUUAACAAGGAGAAAUAGAAGUGGGUUCAACACAGAAGCUAACAGAGCCUUUCCCGACUCCCUUCUUGCUAUGCUCAAACUCUGCUUACUCUACUCAAAUCUCUGCUGUUAUUUAAAACCACCAUUUUCUUCUCAGUAUCUCAAUCCCUGCUUCACUCAAACCUCUGCCAUUGUUUAAAACCACCAUUUUUCUUUCAGUGUUUCUCAAUUUUCUGCUGUUGUUAAAAAUGGAAAUGAGGGUGGUGUGUGUGCAAAGGAGAGUUGAGAAAAGGAGAGGGAAGAGGGAAGGGAAGGGUGUGAAUGUGAAAAUGGGAUGGAUGUGCAAAGUGGGGGUGCAGAACAGGAGAAUGGAAAGUAGGCACGGAAAUGGGGUGGUCUAUGUGCAAUGGGGAAUUAAGAAAGAAGGAGGGAGGAAAAGAGGGUGAAUGUGAAAAUAGGGGUGCCAAGGUUUCCAAAAAAAGGGGGGAGUAGGAGGCAUGAGAAUGGGGGUGAAUAUGAAAGUGAGGGAAUGAAUGUGGUUGCAGAACAGGAGAGGAUGGUGAUGUCAUAAUUGGGUGGUAGGCAAAAAGGGUGCUUAGUAGUUGCAAUGUGUGGAAAGAGGAAGAUGCAAGAGGUUACCAUGGAGGUGGUUGCAUAAAGGGAGGACGAAGAAGAGGCAUAGACAUAGAGGUGAAGGUGAAAACAGUGGUGCAAAGUGGGGCUGCAGAAUAGAAUAAGCUUCAGAAAUGGGGUUGGGAGAGUGAAAAGGGAGCUUAGUAGUUGCAUAGGUGGGAAGGAGAAGCCCUAAGGGGAGUGACAGGAAAGUUGGCAAGUGGAGUGAGCAAUGGGUCAGCCCCUAAGCCAUCAUGACAUAAUGCAGCAUGAUGUGCAUCUCACACACCAAAAAAUGGCAAGGGGGGGAACAGGCCUCAAAGACUUGUAGCUUGGUGGCAGCCCCAUGCAGGGGGAAUGGAGCCUGGGCAGCAGCGACAGAAGGCCUGGAGCUAUCAGUGGUGGGAGACUCAGAGCUUGGUUGGCAUGACCUAGGCCUUGACCUCACCAGGUGUGUGGGAGGCCAGCCUUGGUGACCUGUGGGAGGUCUGGUGAUCCAUGGGGGGAAGGGAGCUCUGGUAACCCUUCCGUGGGGGGGAAAAAGGAAGGGGAGCUCUG
Molecule: messenger RNA, 5831 nt
Organism: Rhineura floridana
Lineage: Eukaryota; Metazoa; Chordata; Lepidosauria; Squamata; Rhineuridae
Gene: TACR1
Product: tachykinin receptor 1
Exons: 5
Coding region: 567-1781 (404 amino acids)
Biological process (GO): G protein-coupled receptor signaling pathway; positive regulation of flagellated sperm motility
Cellular component (GO): sperm midpiece; plasma membrane
Molecular function (GO): substance P receptor activity
Source: RefSeq, a predicted model, not a curated record